Messenger RNA from Clarias gariepinus (North African catfish), 3509 nucleotides. RefSeq names its product glutamyl aminopeptidase (gene enpep). Gene Ontology annotation, biological process: proteolysis; peptide catabolic process. Gene Ontology annotation, molecular function: zinc ion binding; metalloaminopeptidase activity; peptide binding. Gene Ontology annotation, cellular component: cytoplasm. Lineage: Eukaryota; Metazoa; Chordata; Actinopteri; Siluriformes; Clariidae. Bases 339 to 3209 code for a protein of 956 amino acids. The transcript is spliced from 20 exons. The record is from RefSeq and is a predicted model, not a curated record.
ACUGUGCAGCUCAUAACAUCAGCCAGUGAAUCCUUAUUUGGACAUUUAGACCAAAGCGAGUGCUUGUGGUCUUACAAACAUUUAAAUUAUUUUCUUUGAGAAAACCUGCUGUUUUUGUAAUUCCUGUUUUAUAUCUACAUGUUCUGCAGUUAUAUGGACAUUUUGUAGACAGAUUUUGAGUGUGAGUAUAUGCUUUACACAGCUGGAAAACUCUGAGAUACCCAAUCGCAGCUGCUUUCUCAUGUGGGAGGGAGAAGGAAGUAAGUGUUGAUAUCUGUGAAGUGUGUGACCAUAUAACAGACGGAGGUGAGGUGAGUAACUGCUUCUGACUGCUCACGAUGGAACGGCUUGAUCUGGAGACGAAACAAAAACGCUACUGCAUUCAAGGGAAGCAUGUCGUGGUCAUAUGUUUGGCUGUGAUGGUGACAGGUAUUGCAGUGGGUCUUGGGGUGGGCUUGAGCCAGAAGACUUCCACUAAUGAGGGCAACAAGCCAACAACAACAACACCGCCAACAACAAGCAGCCCAGUCACGGACAGAAGCCCCUGCAAACCUUCCAACAACACAAGUGGUGGCUGGACCAAUUUUCGGCUGCCUGACUACAUCAUACCAAUCCACUAUGACUUACACAUGGAGCCCAACCUAGAUACAGAUGUUUAUACUGGCAGUGUGGCCAUCCAUCUGAAUCUGACAAAGCCCAGCACUUACAUAUGGCUGCACAUUCGAGAGACGUUUGUAUCAUCCAUGCCAACUCUCCAGCUCAAGGGUUCAACUGAUACCAUCUCCAUUGGCCUGAAGGGGUGCUUUGAGUAUACUCCACAGGAGUAUGUAGUCGUGGAGGCCACAGAGGAACUGAGAGCCACAAGCACAGAUGAGUACUACAUCCUCACUCUGAAGUUCCAGGGCUGGCUGAAUGGCUCUCUUGUCGGCUUCUACAAAACAACCUACCUUGAGAAUGGAAUAAUCAAAAAAAUUGCAGCCACAGACCACGAACCCACCGAUGCUCGUAAAUCUUUUCCCUGUUUUGACGAGCCUAACAAAAAAGCCACAUACAAAAUUUCCAUCACCCAUGACCAGGACUACAGUGCCUUGUCCAACAUGCCAGUUGAGAGUACAUUGCCUUUUGACCAAAAGGUAAAAACUAAUUUUGUCACAUCAGUUAAGAUGAGUACCUACUUGGUGUGUUUUGCAGUACACCAGUUCACUUUUGUGGAACGGAUGUCUAAAAGUAACAUUCCACUUAGGAUCUAUGCCCAGCCUUCACAGAUCCACACUGCUGAUUAUGCUGCAAAUGUCACUAAGAUCGUCUUUGACUAUUUUGAAGAAUACUUUAACAUGAGUUACUCCAUUGGAAAGCUUGAUAAGAUAGCAAUUCCAGACUUCGGGACAGGAGCGAUGGAAAACUGGGGCUUGAUUACCUAUAGAGAGAGCAACCUGUUGUAUGAUGAGAUGGAGUCUUCCUCCUAUAAUAAGCAGCGUGUGGCCAGUGUCAUCGCCCAUGAACUUGUGCACCAGUGGUUUGGCAAUAUUGUCACGAUGGACUGGUGGGAUGACUUGUGGCUGAAUGAGGGAUUUGCCAGCUUCUUUGAGUAUGUGGGUGUGGAACAAGCUGAGCCCAGUUGGGGAAUGCGUGACAUCAUGCUCAUUGAUGAUGUAUUUCCUGUCUUGGUUGAUGAUGCACUGCUCACUUCUCACCCCAUCAUUGUUGAUGUGUCCACACCUUCAGAAAUCACAUCUGUUUUUGAUGCCAUCUCAUAUAGCAAGGGAGCAUCUAUUUUGAGAAUGUUGGAGGACUGGAUGGGUCGAGAAAAAUUUAGGGAUGGCUGUCGGAACUAUUUGAAAGCCUUCACUUUUCAUAAUGCCAAGACAUCAGAUUUUUGGAACGCCCAGUCUGAGGUGUUUGGGAUAUCUAUAGCAAAUGUCAUGGAUACAUGGACCAAACAGAUGGGUUACCCAGUGCUAAGUCUUACUAAUACAACUACAGAGGCUAAACUCACCCGGAAGAGGUUCCUCCUGGAUCCUAAUGCUGACCCAACUCAACCCAGCUCUCCUCUGGGCUACAAGUGGACAAUUCCUGUGCGAUGGAAUUCAUUGCACACCAACAAGACAUACACUGUGCUCUUUGAUAAAGACCAACCAGAGGUAAUUAUUGAAAACUACUCCCCUGCUGCUGAUGGACUCAUCAAAGUUAACAACGACCACAUGGGCUUUUACCGCGUCAAUCAUCCUGAGGACAUAUGGGCUGCCAUCAGCCAACAGCUGCUAACAGACCACCUGGUCUUUGGUGCAGCAGACAGAAGCGGUUAUAUUGAUGAUGUAUUCGCUUUAGCAAGGGCAGAUGUGAUUAUAAAUUAUAGUACCACUUUUGAAUUACUUAAUUACCUGGCAAAAGAGAAAGAGUAUAUUGUAUGGGACCGGGUUGCCUCAUCAAUAGCUUAUGUGAAGGACAUGCUGGCAAGUGACUCUACACUUUAUUCCAAAUUUCAGAAACUUUUUCAGCAACAUGUGUACAACAUCUCUAGAGAGCUGGGCUGGGAAGAUGUGGGCAGCCAAACUGAACGGCUAUUGAGGGAAACAGUUCUCAGUAUUGCCUGCCAAAUGGACGAUACAGAAAUUCUUUCUCAGGCUUCUGCCAUUUUUGAAGAUUGGAUUAAUAGAAAAAUAAGCAGUGUACCAGUGAAUCUAAGGCUACUGGUGUACCGAUAUGGGAUGAAGAAUUCAGGAUCAGAGGCAAGCUGGGAAAUUAUGUUUGAGAGGUACCGCAGUACCACACUUGCUCAAGAAAAAGACAAGCUGCUCUAUGGCCUGGCUUCUAUAGAAAAUGUUUCACUCCUGAACAGGCUGCUUGAGGCAUCUAAGAAUGAGACCAUUGUAAGGAGUCAAGACCUGUUCACCCUGGUGCGAUAUGUGUCCCUAAACAAGUAUGGUGAAAGCAUGGCUUGGGAUUGGGUCACUCUUAAUUGGGACUAUCUAGUGAAAAGAUACACAAUUACGGACAGGAAUCUUGGACGUCUUCCUAACAGAAUCAGUACGUCAUACAACACAGAGCUGCAGCUGUGGAAGAUGGAACACUUUUUUGCCCUAAACCCAAAUGCUGGAGCAGGAGAGACACCCAGAAAGCAGGCUUUGGAAAGAACGAAGAGCAAUAUCGACUGGGUGAAACGCAACCAAGAAGAGAUCAAAUCCUGGCUGGAACACAACGUGUCUUAAACAUUAAACACACUUAAGCACACACUUGUCAAAACACUCUCCCAUUCUUUUUAUGUUUUUUCCCCCAAGAAAUUAACCUUAAUACUAAAACGAAUGAGAGAAACAGAACUUUUUACAAAAUUCUAAUUAUUUGUAAUCAGUGUUAAUGCACAAGAACAGAAAAUGGUCCACUAACAAAGUUAUAGGUUUGUUUUGUUCUAGAUUAAUGUUAAUCACUUUGACCUAAACAUUCAUUUGGACUGUAGAUUUGUUACUUUGUAUUUAAGUGUUGCCUGGUUAAACAAAAACUUUAAAAAUGUU